Colletotrichum abscissum is the source of this 249-nucleotide messenger RNA. RefSeq lists its product as uncharacterized. The record is from RefSeq and is a predicted model, not a curated record. Bases 1 to 249 code for a protein of 82 amino acids. NCBI's taxonomy places the organism in Eukaryota, Fungi, Ascomycota, Sordariomycetes, Glomerellales, Glomerellaceae. The transcript has a single exon.
AUGGGUUGCGGAUGCUCCAGAGAACUCACUCCUUCCGAGGCUGCCAUCGAGGAGAGAGAUGUCGCCAGCCUCGAAAUGGCCCAGAAACUCGAGUGGUACGCCCUUCUGGAACGCGGAGUAUCAGAGAAGAGAAAGAAGGAAAAGAUGAAGGAGUAUAGAAGGGACUGGAAAGACUUCAACGGCCGCAGGCCCCGCGGGUUUUGGGGCGACUCUCCCAACUAUCGAGGAAUCCACGUCAACUUCCCUUAA